Messenger RNA from Oncorhynchus mykiss (rainbow trout), 1123 nucleotides. RefSeq names its product RAN, member RAS oncogene family (gene ran). Gene Ontology annotation, molecular function: GTP binding; GTPase activity. Gene Ontology annotation, cellular component: cytoplasm; nucleus. Gene Ontology annotation, biological process: protein import into nucleus; ribosomal subunit export from nucleus. Lineage: Eukaryota; Metazoa; Chordata; Actinopteri; Salmoniformes; Salmonidae. The record is from RefSeq and is a predicted model, not a curated record.
UCGAAACUAGAAAAGUGCGGCAGCCUCAGCCUGCUGAAUCAAUGGCGCACUCAUCAAAUGCUAACUGUUAGCUAGCCAUUCUCUGCGUUGAGGAUGCAUGCUGUGCUAGGAGAACAUCAAAAUCCACGACACAUUUAUUAACAAUGGCAGAAGGCGAGCCACAGGUCCAGUUCAAGCUUGUGUUGGUUGGCGAUGGAGGAACGGGAAAGACUACUUUCGUCAAAAGACAUUUGACGGGAGAGUUUGAGAAGAAAUAUGUUGCCACUCUGGGAGUGGAGGUGCACCCGCUGGUCUUCCACACUAACAGAGGGGCCAUCAAAUACAACGUGUGGGACACAGCCGGGCAGGAGAAGUUUGGAGGGCUCCGAGACGGCUACUACAUCCAAGCCCAGUGUGCGAUCAUCAUGUUUGAUGUCACGUCUCGAGUCACCUACAAGAACGUACCCAACUGGCAUCGUGACCUGGUGCGUGUCUGUGAGAACAUUCCCAUAGUCCUCUGCGGCAACAAGGUGGACAUCAAAGACCGUAAAGUCAAAGCCAAGAGCAUCGUAUUCCAUCGCAAGAAGAACCUCCAGUACUAUGACAUCUCUGCUAAGAGUAAUUACAACUUUGAGAAGCCCUUCCUGUGGCUAGCACGGAAGCUGAUUGGAGACCCCAACCUGGAGUUUGUGGCCAUGCCCGCCCUCGCCCCCCCAGAGAUCCUCAUGGACCCCUCCCUCGCUGCGCAGUACGAGCACGACCUCAAAGUUGCAUCAGAAACAGCGCUCCCAGAUGAAGAUGAUGACCUUUAACCUGUUACCUAUGACCCCCCCUACCCCCGCGUGGCAGGAAGUUGUCUGAGUUUGGCCCCUUUACUGUAAAAUCCCGUUGCAGAUUUAUUUUUGAACUCUAUUUUUUUGUUUUGCUUGUGUUUUAAAACGGAAAGAAAUACAAACAUGGUGAAGUCGUGUGGUUCUCUAGUUUCACUGUAAGACACACCGCCCUAGUGUUGGCAUGGCAAUGUUACUCACCAUCAUCAAGCACCAUCCUCUGCCCUUCCCCGGCACACACGCUGGGCUAAGGCCGACUGACCGGAAGCACUUGGGGGGGGAAUAAACUUUGAAUAAAAACAUUCUCAAUAUAA